This is a messenger RNA of Rhinichthys klamathensis goyatoka, 2210 nucleotides long. It is a transcript of the gene dock2, whose product is annotated as dedicator of cytokinesis protein 2. The record is from RefSeq and is a predicted model, not a curated record. The transcript has 19 exons. Gene Ontology annotation, cellular component: cytoplasm; plasma membrane. Gene Ontology annotation, molecular function: guanyl-nucleotide exchange factor activity; small GTPase binding. The annotation marks the transcript as partial. Lineage: Eukaryota; Metazoa; Chordata; Actinopteri; Cypriniformes; Leuciscidae. Gene Ontology annotation, biological process: small GTPase-mediated signal transduction; cell migration.
CAGACAGUCAGACAGAGAGGAGGAGGAGCACUUCAUGCUGGUUAUUUCUCACACCCUCACCCAAAAACACAGCCGGUGUAGGACAUCAGAAAGGAACUGAGACACUCUGAAAGAUUACAUACAGACAGAAAGAGACGCAGGAGAGCGUUUCAAAGUCCAAGCAAUGGCUCCUUGGACAAAAACUAGCUCUGAAAGAUAUGGAGUUGUUAAGUGGAAUUUCAACGCCAAAGCGGAAAAGCAGUUGUCCUUGGCUGUCGGGGACACGGUACACAUACAGGAGUCAUGUGAAGGAUGGUAUAAAGGUUACGUGAUCAAGAACAAAGACAGAAAAGGAGCAUUUCCUGCCAACUUUAUAGAGCUAAAGGAAGUCAUCAUCGAAAAGAGAGGAGAUGAGGAGGUCAUUACCUCUGUUGAGAUGCCCCUGGUGAAGGAGGUGACCACCACACUGAGAGAAUGGGGCACUAUCUGGAAACAACUCUAUUUGCAGUCCAGCAAGAAGGAUCGUUUCAGUCAGGUCCAGAGGCUGAUGUGGGAUUUAAUGGAGUGGCGUUCCCAGCUCCUGUCCGGGACGCUGCCAAGCGACGAGUUUAAAGAACUCAAACAGAAAGUCACCUCGAAGAUCGACUAUGGAAAUAAGAUCUUGGAGCUGGAUGUGGUUGUUCGGGAUGCUGACGGGAAUAUCCUCGACCCCGAGCGAGCCAGCGUCAUCAGCCUCUUCCGAGCACACGAGGACGCCACGGUCAAGAUCACAGAGCGAAUUAAAGAGGAACAGUCCAACGUUCAGAUGGAUCAUUCCGGAGUGUCCGCACGGAUCCAGUCUUCUCCCACACACAGCCUCUAUGUGUUUGUGCGUAACUUUGUGUGUCGAAUCGGGGAGGAUUCAGAGCUCUUCAUGUCUCUGUAUGACCCCAACAAACAGACCAACAUCAGUGAGAAUUAUCUGGUCAGAUGGGGAGAUAAAGGUCUGCCGAAGGACAUUGAGAUGCUCAACAGUCUGAAGGUGGUCUUUACUGAUCUGGGGAAUAAAGACCUGAACCGAGAGAAGAUCUAUCUGAUCUGUCAGAUUGUGCGCGUGGGCCGUAUGGAUCUGAAAGACGCUCAUCAUAAGAAAUGGACGACGGGCCUGCGGAGGCCGUUUGGUGUGGCUGUGAUGGAUAUCAGCGACAUCAUCAAAGGAAAGGCAGAAUGUGACGAAGAGAAGCAGUAUUUCAUUCCCUUUCACCCAGUCAUAGCUGAGAAUGACUUCCUGCACGCUCUGCUAAACAAGGUGACGUCGUCGCGAGGCGACAGCGGAGGCCAAGGUCUGUGGGUCACCAUGAAAGCUUUAGUGGGCGACAUCAUUCAGAUCCGGAAGGAAUAUCCCCACCUGGUGGACCGGAGCACGGUGGUUGCACGGAAACUGGGUUUUCCUGAGAUCAUCAUGCCGGGGGACAUCCGUAACGACAUCUACCUCACGCUGCACUCCGGAGACUUUGACAAGUACAACAAAACCACGCAGAAGAACGUGGAGGUCAUUAUGCUGGUGUGUGACGAGGAGGGGAAGAUCGUGCCGAACUCGAUCUGUCUGGGAGCUGGAGAUCGGCCUGUGAACGAGUAUAGGUCAGUCAUUUACUACCAGAUCAAACAACCUCGCUGGAUGGAGACUUUUAAGGUGGCGAUUCCUCUGGAGGAGAUGCCCAGAAUACACCUGCGCUUCAUGUUUCGUCAUCGAUCCUCACAGGAGUCGAAGGACAAGAGUGAAAGGAACUUCGCGAUGGCGUUUGUGCGUCUGAUGAAGGAAGACGGAACCGUUCUGAGAGAUGGCAUACAUGAGCUCACCGUCUUUAAGGGUGACAGUAAGCGUAUGGAGGAGGUGAGCUCGUACCUGUCCCUGCCGUCGGAGCGCAGUAACCCUGACAGCCACAAGGGGGCGACGCUGAUGCGCAGCUCCAGUAGUGUGGGCGGCCUGUCGUUCAGCUCCAGAGACAUCUUCACCAUUGCAACACUCGUCUGCUCCACCAAACUCACGCAGAACGUGGGUUUGUUGGGUCUGCUGAAGUGGAGGACUCGUCCUGAAAUGCUGAAGCAAAACCUACAAGAGCUCAAACUCAUUGAUGGAGAGGAGGUUGUGAAGUUCCUGCAGGACACUUUGGACGCCCUGUUCAACAUCAUGAUGGAACAUUCUCAGACUGAUGACUAUGAUAUUUUGGUGUUUGACGCUCUGGUAAGCA